AUGGUGAUAGUCAGAAGACGUUGAGGAGAGAACGAUGGUGCCUCGGCGGUGUAAGGAAGCAGCUUGUCGUACAUGCGAACCUUCGGCGACCACAACUCAGCUUCUCAAUCGGCGAUGGAUUCAGCAGGCUCCAUAGAUGGGACAUUGGCAUGUUUCUUGUGUUGGUCGACGGUAUCUGAACGCUCUCAGGGUAACACGUCGUGACCCCACUACCCCUCAUCGAUUCAGACGCCACAGCCUCGCUGCAAACUUCACAUCCAACAUGUCAACAACAUCCACUUCACUAAAGUCCGCUCGUGUGAAGACUCGGUUCCUCAUCAUCUCUGACACUCAUUCUGCUUCUCCUUCCGACAAUGGCACGAACAAUGACGUAUCGUUCCGACCACCACUACCAAAAGCGGACGUGCUACUCCAUUGCGGCGACCUGACUAUGAUCGGUCACCUGGACGAAUAUGAGACAACCCUCAACAUGCUGGAGAGCAUCGAUGCGGAUUUGAAACUUGUUAUAGCUGGCAAUCACGAUAUAACCCUCGACGAAGAGUACUACGUCAGAAAAGGCCCACACAUGCAUAGAAGCGGAUAUGAUAGGGGCCUGCCAGCAAAAGCGAGAAAUAUGUGGACGGGCGAACGAGCUAAGAAAGCCGGUGUAACAUACUUGGACGAAGGAACACACCAAUUUGCGCUACAGAAUGGAGCGAAUCUGCGGGUUUACGCAUCUCCAUACCAGCCAGAGUUUUGCGACUUCGCGUUUCCCUACUUCCGAAAUCAAGACCGCUUCAACCCUCCCCACCAGUGUACGCCUUAUACCGUCCCCAUCGCCGAUAAUCCUGUCCCAGAUUUCCCCAACAUUGACGUUAUGAUGACCCACGGGCCGCCCAUGGGAGUCUUGGACGAGACUGAUAGGGGUGAACACGUUGGUUGCGAACAUCUACUACGUGCUGCUCGACGCUGCAAGCCAAGACUAUACUGUUUCGGACACAUACAUGAAGGGUGGGGUGCGCAAAGAGUGCAAUGGAACAAUAGUGACGAGUUGGACGUCAAGAUCGAGGAGCAUAUAGAAGCUGCUGAGGCUAUGCAUGUAGACCAUGAGACGGCGAAAGAAGGGAGAGCAGCGAGUGUGAAUAUCAGUCAGGGUAGCAAUACUGCGGUCGAAUUCGGAAAACAGACUCUAAUGGUCAACGCUAGCAUCAUGACCGUUCGGUACAAGCCUUGGAAUGCGCCGUGGCUUGUUGAUCUGGACCUUGAGGCAGCCAAGUGAUUACACCUAUUUGCACAUAUGGAGGUUCGUCUAUAAGCACACGAAAAGCUUCGGGUUCAUGGCUUUCUCUAUCUGUACAAGCAAGAAUCCGGAUUCAAUGAGCAAUGAGCAUGGAGCAUGGUUGAGGAAAGACGUUUGAGGACUACAAGUCCGGACAGGGCAAUCCUACUCAGUACUCCUUGAU
Molecule: messenger RNA, 1442 nt
Organism: Pyrenophora tritici-repentis Pt-1C-BFP
Lineage: Eukaryota; Fungi; Ascomycota; Dothideomycetes; Pleosporales; Pleosporaceae
Product: Metallophos multi-domain protein
Molecular function (GO): hydrolase activity
Source: RefSeq, a predicted model, not a curated record